AUAGAUAUAAACUGCUUUCAUUAAUUUUGCUUUACAUAGUGUGAAGGAACAACACUCUCUGGCACCACUCUUAAGUUUACCGCUAACACGAGAAAGAAACAACACUCUCUGAACUCUUCUGUUUAAUAAAAGAAUGAUAAAGCAAGUUCCUCAAGUAGAUGAGGCAGUAAUGGUUAGGUUGAAGCUGUCACCAUGAGAUCAGCAAGGAAGAAAGAAAGUGAGGACCCAUGGCGGGGUUGGAAUGAGAGGGAGGCCAGCCUCAAGGACUUUUUAUCACCUGAGGUGUCCAUUGAAUGGUCAAGCAGUGAUGAAGAAUUUGACCCAAAAUCCUCUAAAAUUACUUCUCUAACUGGGGUAAAACUCAUUAAUUUAUCAAAAAACAAAACACCAUCAUUAGAUUUUCCAAAGAAAUUGGAAAAGAGGAAUGCUGAAUCAUUAAACAUUAAGAGUCAGAUAGACAGUGUGUUUAAUGAAGGGCCCUGUCACAGAAAUUCUUCAGAAUCAACUGGAAGGUUAAAACUGGAUUCCAAAAGAUUAGAUUUAUUACAAACACCAGUAACAAAAAAUUUUGCCAACUCUGGUGAGCAACACUUGCCUUCAAGCACUUUGGAGACUCCUAAAAAAGUUAGAUAUGACAGGAAAAUAUGUUUUGAGAAAGACCUCACAGUGUCACCAAUCAUAGGUUCACGCAGGAAAAUUAAACCUAAAAGACAGUUGUAUGAAUAUUCUUCACCAACAAAAUCCCCAGGUAAUGACAUAAACAACAUAGAGCCAACUUCCCCCAUUCUUGGAUCACAAUAUAAGCAAAGAACUGUAUACAAAUUUAAAUGUUUUGACAUAAACCUCAGUACAGGUAUUAAUUUUACAUCUAAACAAUUACAUGAUGGUGCUGGAAAUUUAAAAUCACAGAGUGAAAUAACUCAAGAUGUGGCUGAGACACCCAGUGUAAAAGCUUCUAUCACAGAUGAGAAUGCAAAGUCAAUACUCAAAAGGAGAAAGCUCAGUAGGGGAUACACUCCGGAAAGACAGAAAGAAAGACUCAGUAAAGAAAAAGCUAAAGUAGAGGAGAAAGAAUGUAGUACCACUGUUAAAGAGUCAUCAUGUGUGUAUAAUGAAUCUCAGAAAAAAGAUGCUGAAAAUAACUUUAUGAAAAGGAAAACAAACCUUGACGUAGACAAUAAGUCCAACAACUUCAAAACCUGUAAGGCUGAAGAAAGAGAUCACUGGAAUAUGAGAAGGAAUUUACAAGAUCACAAUCUUGGAGAAAGAACUUCUAGAUCCUCAUUUUUUAAAAAUUAUUUUCUCCAACAUAAGGAAGAAACAUGUGGUGGUGAUAAGAAUUGCAUUGAACACAACAGUUCACAGAAUGGUAAUCCAGUGACUAAAGUGGCUGAUAGUCAGUCUGACGUAGAGAUUGACAGUAUUUCUUCACCGUUGAAAGACACUCCUUCCCAUAAUGGGACGCCUUCUUUGGAAAGUGAUAAUCCAAGCAUCUCAUGUGGGUCAGCUCCAUCACCGCCUCCAUCAACUAAAGAGCAGCAGGAAGUCCUGAAGACUGGUUCUGCUUGGCUCAGAACUCUUCAACACACACCAGAAAAACCCUCAAGUAAAGAGGACACUGAAGGGGCAGUGGAAUCAGCAAAAAAGAAACCAAAGAAGGAUGGCCAUGGAUGGAGAACGCGUUGUCUAAUACAGUCAAGGCAGUCCAGUGUUAACAUAUGGAUCCACCAGAUGUCCCUCACAAGUUUGCAUUGUCAGAAGACUCCAUCUUUAAAAAACAAAUUACAAACUGAUUUAAAAGUAUUCAAACUUUCUUCUCCUGGUCCUGGAGGAGAAUGUUCCACACACAGUUCUCAUAAAAUUUUCUCAUCCUCAGUGGUUAAAAAUUUGGAAAAUGUUCUUAUAGAAAGUCCAAAAUCAUCACUCGGUGCUUCAUUCUUACCAAGGAAAUAUAUGUGUCUGAAGAUUCUAAAAGUUGGUGUCCCAAGUAAUGCAGCUCUGUGUAAGGUCAUCUUCUGUACACCUGAAAUAUUUCAGAAAGGUAUAAAAAUGGAAAAUAAUAAAGAAGGGAAGCAUGAAGAGGGAGAAAAUGGAUCCAAAGGAAAAUAUUUAGUAUAUUUUUCUUUACAAGAGCAAAAAUUGACCAUCGCCCUACGUGUCAAUGAUGAGGUUAAAGUUUAUUGUCCGUGGCAUACUUUAGGUCUUCAGUCCCACAGCACCCCGGUACUCUUUACAUCUCACUUCAUCAUGCAGGAGGAUCAACUUAUGAUAAAUAAGAAGCAAGAGAUGAAAGAUUUAUACAGCUUUAAAAAUGAAGAAAACAAAAGAGGCACAAAGAGCUUGCUGCCAUCCACAAACAAGUCAGGAACCAAGUGGAAGCGUGUCCUCACCACUUGGACCUGCUCAUGUACUAAAGACACAGCUGUGUUACCAUCUAUGUGUAAAACUCAUCUUUAUGCAGCUGCUCGUAUACGUGCUCCAAGAGUAAAUAUUAAGUUAUUGCGCAGUCUUCACACAAGUUUCACUGAUGUUAAGGACACACCAGAAGGAGCUAAACGAAAGACUAGAGUUCAUCCUACCUGGACAAUUUUGGAGGCUAUCGAAAUAUGUGCCGGGAUUUCAGAUGUGCCCGUCACCAUUACUAUACGAGUUCACCGCAUCGUAAGUCACAGAGGAACUGAAGGUGAAAUAACAGAUUGGGAGUUAGUGGGUCAAGAUGCUGCUGGAAUGUUCUGCACAGUAAAGAUCCCCAACCGUCCCCUGGCCAAUAAGUUGACUGGUUUACUGGAAGGAGAAGGUGACACACAUACAUUGACACACGUUUCAGUACAUCAGCGCCUUACCAAUACUCAAAAUCCUGGUUUGUUCUCUCUGAUAUCAUCACUACACACAGCCUACCAGGCAGAAGUACGCAGUAAUAAGCUCAUCUACCCGCUUCUGCAAGACAAAGCUUCUUGCCCUACUCAAACGUAUUGCUAUGCAUUUACUGUCUCUUUAGGAUUCACUGAACUGUUGCAUAGUGGGUAUGAAGUGGUUAUCCCAAUUACACUACCCUAUUGGUCAUUACAGGAGGCACUGCAGGUUCCUUGUGAUGGCCAACGUGGCAACUUGAGUCUUCACAUCCUUUACAAAGUCGAUUCUUUUCUUUAUGUUAUUGACCAGUCCAUAAAAACUGAAGUGAUACCACAUUUCCAAACCCACGAAAGCAAGAAAGAAAAGGGGGAAAAGUCGGAGCACGAGAAGAAAGAAGUUGCUGAAGAUAAUACUGAUAAAGAAGAAACUGUGGUGGGGAAGGUAAUAGUGGGGGACGACACUGCUCUUCCACAGGGCAUAUCAGAGAGUGGCACUGUGAUGCAGAGUGCUCUUGUGAGGGAUGCUCUAAUAUGGAAUGGAAAUGUAAUUGUGGACGAGUACAGCUUGAUACAGCACCAGGAGAGUAAGAUGAGUAUUACUCUGGCUACCUUACUCAAAAUCGUUAACCCACUGUCAUCUAACACCCAAUGUGAUGAUCUCGCUGUUGUCUCAGGUACUAUAAUGAGAGUAGAAGAAGAAAGUGCCCAUCACUGGCCAACCUGUAGCAGUUGCAAGAGUGAUAAAGUUGUGGAGAUUCAAGAUGGUUCAGUAGACUGUUCAGCAUGUGGACAAAAAUCCACUGUUCCUGGAACAGGAUACAACCUAGAAGUGUGGCUCAUGUAUGGCUUAAAACUUCGAUUUAUAGAAGUGAAGAUUCAGCUUUACCAAAGAACCAUUGAAAAGCUACUACAGAGUGUAUUUUCCUCUAAUCAACAAGAGGAGCUAGAUGCUGCCUUGCUGGUCGGUGAAUGCAUAGGACCAGCAGUGUGUGUGGUACAGAAUUCAAGAAAAAUAAAACAAACAGGCUUCCAAAUCUACACCCUCCUUGAGCUCCCAUAUUGAACUUUAAACCACUAAACACCUGUACUAAACACAAUUUUUACAAGACUUGUUUCUUAAUUUGGUUUACAAAAAUUAGAAUUUAUUUAUUUUGGUGCUAUGCUUUGAUUUAUGAAUGAAAACCCCAAGAUUAUGAUUUUUUGAGGGUGUUUUCAUAUUUUUCCUAAGUAAAGUAUAUCUAUUUAUUUUGUUAAUUAUGUUACUACGGGUAUUCUUUAACACUCACAAAUAUUUUGUUAAUUUAUGUUACUAUUCUUUAACACUCACAAACAAUGUUAUUAAGUUCACAACUAAGCUUUCAAUGUGUCAUCACUGUCGUACAAUUAUCAUAUACUGUACUAACUUUCUCCUCAAACUAACUAAAGAUGAGUACAGGUACAGUACUGUAAAUUUUUCUCCACCACCAUUGUCACUCAGCUAAUUGCGUGUUUACCAAUUUCUUAUCAUGCGCUCUCAUGUAUACUAUAUGUGGAAGUAAAAAAAAAAUUAAAGUAUUUUGUUUUCUCAAAUUUUACAUGAUAAUACUGUACUGGGGUAUGCUUAAUACAAAACAGUACUACAGUACAGUAUAUGUUUUUUUUUUAGUUUAUCUUUACAAAGUGACCAGGUUCAGCACAGGAAGCCCAAGAUACCUGUGUCACAACCUUAGUAUAUUAUGAUGCUGUGAAAAAAAAAAUAAUUUUUUUGUUGGUAAAUUGAAAGAAUGUCUUUUUUUUUCAUAAAUCAGGGCUGACCUGUACUGUAUGUAUCAUAGCACAUAUCUCCCUACCCUAGAGCUGCUCCUCCUCACUCUCAUAUUUUCUACUUUACCUCAUUAUGGUCUUUUUAACACUUUCUUUAACCUUUGUCAAUUACUGUGUCAAUCUAUCUCCACUGUCAGAUCUUAAUUGAGAAAUAUGCAGAAUAUAUAAAUCUUUGCCUAAAAUGUUGAACCAUUUGAAACUAAAGAAUGCCUGUACCCGGUAUAUGAUGCAUGUGACUUGUGGAAUAUGGGAUACUUUGUUGUACUAUUAUUGUUGAUUAAAGUUUGGUACACAA
Molecule: messenger RNA, 4950 nt
Organism: Homarus americanus (American lobster)
Lineage: Eukaryota; Metazoa; Arthropoda; Malacostraca; Decapoda; Nephropidae
Exons: 15
Coding region: 193-3915 (1240 amino acids)
Biological process (GO): double-strand break repair via homologous recombination; regulation of establishment of protein localization to chromosome
Cellular component (GO): nuclear chromosome; nucleoplasm
Source: RefSeq, a predicted model, not a curated record